GCAGUCAGUCAAAAUUAAUAUUAAACACAACUCGAAUUAAUUUUAAAAAUCUAAUUAAAAUGAAUUCUCUCUUAUUAAUAGCAUUUUUAUCCCUCUCAUUUUGUGUCCCAAUAAAGGCUGCUCCUCCAUAUGGACAAUUAUCUGUGAAAGGAACUCAAUUAGUGGGCAGUAAUGGACAACCAGUUCAACUUGUUGGAAUGUCACUUUUCUGGUCGAGUUGUGGUGAAGGAGAAGGGUUUUAUAACAGAACAACAGUAAAUAGUCUUAAAUGCUCUUGGAAUUCAAAUGUUGUUAGAGCUGCAAUGGGUGUAGAGUAUUCAGGGUGCGGACGACCAGGUUAUUUGGAUGCCCCAAAUGUUGAGCAGGCAAAGGUUGAAGCCGUUGUUAAGGCCGCUAUAGAGUUGGAUUUGUAUGUUAUUCUCGACUUUCACGACCAUAAUGCUCAAUCACAUGUGCAACAAGCUAUCCAAUUCUUCACUUAUUUUGCUCAAAACUACGGAUCUAAAUACCCUAACAUAAUUUAUGAGACUUUCAAUGAGCCACUACAAGUAGACUGGAGUGGUGUAAAGUCAUAUCAUGAGCAAGUUGUUGCUGAAAUUAGAAAAUAUGACAAGAAGAAUGUCAUCGUUCUCGGUACAACAACUUGGUCUCAAGAUGUUGAUACUGCUGCUAACAAUCCUGUAAGCGGCACAAACCUUUGCUACUCCUUACACUUCUACGCGGCAACUCAUAAACAAAACUUAAGAGACAAGGCUCAGGCUGCAAUGAAUAAAGGAGCUUGUAUCUUUGUAACUGAAUAUGGAACCGUUGAUGCAAGUGGAGGUGGUGGAGUGGAUGAAGGCUCGACAAAAGAAUGGUAUAACUUCUUGGAUAGUAAGAACAUUUCUAACCUCAACUGGGCUAUCUCAAACAAGGCGGAAGGUGCUUCAGCACUCACAUCUGGAACGAGUGCUUCUCAAGUUGGCAAUGAUGACCGAUUGACUGCCUCCGGUACUAUAGUGAAGAAGUAUAUUAAAUCAAAGAAUACUGGAGUCAGUUGCAGUGGUGCAUCAUCAAGCAGUGGUUCAGGAAGUAACUCCUCAGGAAAUAAACCGAGCAACUCUGAAAGCAGCACUGCCAAGACAUCAAGCAAUUCAGGAAAUAAAAGCGGUAGUUCUAACACAGGGAGUAAUGCAAAUAACUCAGGAAGUAAAUCGGGCAACUCCGGGAGUAAUACAGGAAAUACUGGCAGCAAUUCCGGAACCAACUCAGGAAAUACGGGUACCAGUACAGGCAGUAGUUCUGUUACAGCUUCUGUGCAAGUUCCCGAUAAAUGGGAUAAUGGUGCAAGAUUCCAGUUAGUAUUUAAAAACAAUGCAAGUACAAAAAAGUGUGCAGUGAAAUUUUCAUUGACUUUUGCCUCUGGACAACAAAUUACUGGCAUUUGGAACGUUCAAAAUGUAACAGGAAAUAGUUUUGUUCUUCCAGACUACGUUACAAUUGAGGCAGGGAAACAAUAUACAGAUGCAGGAAUGAAUAUAAAUGGGCCAGCAACACCUCCACAAAUUAAAGUGCUCGGCGAUGGAAAAUGUGUUUUUUGA
Messenger RNA from Meloidogyne enterolobii, 1580 nucleotides. The record is from the annotation of a GenBank genome assembly. NCBI's taxonomy places the organism in Eukaryota, Metazoa, Nematoda, Chromadorea, Rhabditida, Meloidogynidae.